Messenger RNA from Orussus abietinus, 1803 nucleotides. RefSeq names its product dynein light chain Tctex-type 1 (gene Dlc90F). Gene Ontology annotation, cellular component: cytoplasm; cytoplasmic dynein complex. Gene Ontology annotation, biological process: microtubule-based movement. Gene Ontology annotation, molecular function: dynein intermediate chain binding. Bases 159 to 494 code for a protein of 111 amino acids. Lineage: Eukaryota; Metazoa; Arthropoda; Insecta; Hymenoptera; Orussidae. The record is from RefSeq and is a predicted model, not a curated record. The transcript is spliced from 4 exons.
CUUAAGUUACGUCUCCGUGAAGCAUUACUUAAGUACUCUGCAUUAUAAAGCAAUUUUCGUUUAAUAAAUUGAAUUACGAUAUUACAUAAUCUGAGAAUUGUCUCGAAAGGAUAACUUUUACUGCGCCUGAAAAUAAAUUGCCACUUUACGAGAACACCAUGGAGGAUAUGCAAGAAGAGACACAAUUUGUGGUGGACGACGUUAGUAAAAUUAUCAAGGAUGCAAUUGAAGUAUCGAUCGGAGGAAAUGCUUAUCAACAUAAUAAAGUGAAUCAAUGGACCUCGAAUGUUGUGGAAGGAUGUUUAGGAAAUCUAACGAAAUUGCAGAAACCAUACAAAUAUAUCGUAACUUGUACAAUUAUGCAAAAAAAUGGAGCUGGUUUGCAUACAGCUAGUUCGUGUUUUUGGGAUAAUGCUACUGAUGGCAGUUGUACAGUUCGCUGGGAGAACAAAACUAUGUAUUGCAUUGUUUCUGUCUUUGGCUUGGCGAUAUAAAUUUUCCUAUCAUAAUGGGUCUAGUCUACAAUGAAUCAAAGUAAUGGAAGGUAUCAUAACUUAUGAAUGAUAUUAUUUGGGGAAGUAUGAGAACGGAGACAGUAAGUGAUGAAAGAGCAGUUAGAAGAUAAUAUCUGAUUUGGAAUAUUUUUUGCGCUCUAAAAUUAUAAAAGUAAUAUACAUAUAUGUUUUAAUUAUUUUUCACAUGUGAAAUAAUAAAAUAUGUUAAAUAUUAAUGUAAAACAUUUGGUGCUCUUCUACUGACAUGAGUUAAGACACAUUUUUGAAGUUAAUGAUUUUUAUCUCAUUCCAAUUUUUGUAGAAUUUAUGUGUCAAUAUUAACAACGAAUAUAUGUAACCGUGCAGUGUAUUUGAGUUAUGUUUAAAUAUUAUUUUUUCUCACUAUAAUUAUUAUAACAUACAGAAAAGAUUGUUAGAGCAAGAGAAUUUAUUGAUUAGAAAAAAGAACAAAAUAAGAAAUUCAAUCCAACAGUUUAAUUUAUCUGUUCAUCAUUAUUUCUUUACACUAAAUUCAGAUACACUGUACAUCAAAAGAUAUAGCAUAUUCUCAUUCAUUAAUUUUGCAUAAGACAACAGCAUGUAAUGAGUGAAGAUUUUGUCAUUAUACAUUAGUUUCUUAUUGUCAUUAUUUUCCCAGUGAUUAUUUAAGUGCAAGUAAAAAUGUAAAUAUUUUAUGAACCAUAAUCAAAGCUUUGUUGUCUUCUUGCCAACUCUACGUGGAUGAGAAUAUGUUGAACGGAAAGUGGAAGCAACGUAAUAAAGCAACGAUGUAGUACAUUUGUUAGUAGGAACUCUUUGAUCGAAUUUUUAUUUAUCAGCAAUAUAAACAUGAUACACUUAUAAUUAACUCUUUCGGCCUAGUAAUUAUGUUUUUCGUAUCAUGUGUCAUUUUUAAAAUAUGAAACAAAUAAGAUGGUUGGUAAGUGUACUUAUUUAAGUUGUCAAACAUUAAUUAUGUCAUUAAUACUUUAAGUGUGUAUAUUUAUUAAUUAAUGUUUUAGUGAAAAACCACAAAAAUAUAGAGUUGUGCACUAUGAUGAGAACAUUCUUGCCGAACGGGUUAAUUAUGCUUUUGCUAUAAUGUUCAGUUAGUUAAUAAAAAAAGACAAGCGCCUCUGGCAUCAAUCGCUACUUUUAAAAUAUAACGUAUUUAAAAUUAAGAUUUCUUUAACAAGAUCAGAUGAAAGUUUGUAAGCCUCUUCUAUAAAAUUAGUAAGCACCAUAAAAAAGUGUAUUUUUAACAUAAUUGACCUAUAUUGAUCAAAUAAAUAGUUUCUGCACCUAAAAA